This is a messenger RNA of Annulohypoxylon maeteangense, 5549 nucleotides long. RefSeq lists its product as uncharacterized. The transcript is spliced from 5 exons. Gene Ontology annotation, molecular function: chromatin binding; ubiquitin-protein transferase activity. Gene Ontology annotation, cellular component: Lid2 complex. The record is from RefSeq and is a predicted model, not a curated record. Bases 265 to 5397 code for a protein of 1710 amino acids. Lineage: Eukaryota; Fungi; Ascomycota; Sordariomycetes; Xylariales; Hypoxylaceae. Gene Ontology annotation, biological process: histone catabolic process.
UUCCCACAGACCCUUGUUUCUAGCUUGCCGUGGUACCACCGGCGAAACGCUCAUAACGAAAUCCAUGGCAUACUGCCCGGUUCUUGUCUGAAACAUUCUGACUGCGAGGUUUGCACCUAGAUUGGCACUUUUGGCACCUCUGGCACUUCCGCACCUCUUCAUAGGACGGGACAGCUUUGCAUACGUCUCCUGCAACUAAUACGCCGUCCACCUUUCGGCGUUUCUCCGUGUGACAUUGGAUGCGCCGCCUUUUAAUCGCCCACCAUGGCGCAGAAAUCAAGCGACCCCGAUGACAAGCUAAAUCCUUCGUCAUCUUCGAAUAAUAAGGAAAGCCCAGAACCCGGAUCCACGCAACAAAAUAAGUGCACACCUCACACAUCCGCACCCUCCACAUCCACGUCCACACCCACAUCCACAUCAGCACAUACCACCACCAACAAUCCUCAACCUUCAAAAUCCGCCAACCUUAAACACUCGGGAGAAGAUGCAGCCAACUCCCAACCCAUGACAAAAUCAACCUCAUCGGGAUCGAACCCUUCUGCAAAGGAGGCCAUGACUGGUCCAUCUCCCUAUGGCACGCGCUCCCGCAAUCGCGGUCAGGCGCGGCCCAAUUACGCGGAGGACAAAGAUGUAGAUGUCGACAUGUACGACUCCUACGCGGAGAAGAAGGACGACGAGUCGAAGAAGAAUUCGCGAAAUACUAGUGCAUCUGCGAACGGCACCAGCGAUGCACCGCGAGUUACGAUUUCGACAUCACGAAAGGGUGCAGCGCCGGAGGAUGGCAAGGCUGCCAGUAAUGGUAAUGGUUCACACACAACACCGAAGGAUUCACAUUCGCACUCGACGAACAACGCGACCUCGGCCGUUACGCCGGCUACUACCUCUUCUGGACCGUCGAAGAAGCGAAAAGCACCUACGCAAUCGGUCUCGAGCAACGCGCAUAGUCAUGCCAAUAGUCACGCCAAUACUCCAGCGCCAACAAGCUCUAACGCAACGGCGACAAGACGCAGCGCUACGCAGGGAACACCAGUGAUGGCCGGCGCAGGGUACAACAUGACGAACAUGAUGUCAUUUGAACGCUGUGGUGCGGUUUUGAAAGACGGGAAAUUGGUGGCGGACGACGGGACCACGCUGCAAGCAAAUGAUCACGUAUAUCUCAUUUGCGAGCCGCCCGGAGAACCGUACUAUCUUGGACGCAUCAUGGAAUUCCUUCAUGUACAGAACAACGCAACAAAGGCGGUAGAAGCGUUGCGAAUGAAUUGGUACUACCGUCCAAAGGACAUCGCUAAAAACAUGAAUGACACUCGGCUGGUCUUCGCCACAAUGCACUCGGAUAUUAGUCCGUUAACCUCAUUGCGCGGCAAGUGUCAAAUCCGCCACAAAGCCGAAAUCGAGGACAUGGAAGCUUACCGAAAAACACCCGAUUGUUUCUGGUUUGAGAAGCUAUAUGAUCGCUACAUCCAGAAGUAUUACGAUGUAAUUCCGUGCUUUCAAAUCGUCAACGUUCCCGAGCGAGUCAAAAAGGUGUUGGAUGAGCGGUGGAAAUACAUUUUAGUGGAGCAGGGCCGAGCAAAGGAAUUCACUAGCGCCGUUAAAUCAUGCAAGAGAUGUACCGGUUACUGCGCGAGCCAUGACUCCGUCGACUGUGCCGUGUGUUCGCAAACUUAUCAUAUGAACUGUGUUCGCCCACCUCUACUAAAGAAGCCGUCACGUGGUUUUGCUUGGGCUUGUGCUGCAUGCAGUCGUGCCCAGGAGAGGAAGCUGGAGGCCCGACACACCCCCAGCUUAUUAGAUACACAUCCAGAUGCCGAAGAAGAGGAGGUCUGGGAAGACGAGGAUGACGCCGUUGAAACCAACCGUACUAGCCCUGCUGACGGUAUCGACGACUCUCACCAACCCGCCACUGCAGAGCAGAUAUACCAUGCAAGCCUGUGGCCUUGGCGGUAUCUGGGCCAGCAUUGCAAACCGGAGGAUGCGCUAGACUAUGACGAUCGCAUAUAUCCUCGGGCAGGCUCCCGUUUAGGACCAAAACAUCAAGCAACCGUACUCCCUUGGCCCGGUCGACCAGUUCAAUUAGUGAAACCCCUAGAGAUCAAGAAGACGGGCAAGAAAGACAGCAAGCAAUCUAAAGAAGCCCUUGCGCUUCUCGAGGCCGAGAAGGCCGCCCGAGAAAAGCGACCGAUAUGGGUCCAGGAUGAGCCUCCUGGAUAUGUAGCACGUGGGGAGGACUACGACAAUAGUGACUCCAGGAACACGGCCCAGUUACUUUGGAAGCCAUUGGGCGCACCGGAUGUGUCUAUAAAGGAAUCCCAGCUAAACGACUAUAUGACGAGCGCGAAAACGAAGCUGAUCCCGAUGUUCAAUCUUCCGAAGUUAUCUACAAAUGUCGAAGAUGUAGCCAUUAAUACUUUGUUCAAGAAUGAUUACGAUCCAACUAAGUCUCUAAAGGCAUUGAACAAAGUUGAGAAGUCGGCUUUUAAAGAACCGGAAUUAACAGCAACCGAGCUCAAGAAGUUUGAAGAGGGUGUAACCAAAUUUGGUUCAGAACUCUUCCCUGUCACUAAACAUGUCAAGACGAUUAAACAUUCAACCACUGUUCGCUUCUAUUAUACUUGGAAGAAAACCGAUCGAGGAAAACAAAUUUGGGGUAAUUUCUCUGGUAGAAAGGGCAAAAAGGAAGCUAAGAAGGCCGAAGCAACAGCGAAUAAGCUCCAGGACGAUGUUGCUGACGAUCAGGACGAUUCAGCGUUUGACACGGGGAAGGCCCAGAAAUUCAAGAGAAGCUUCAUAUGCAAAUUUUGCUCAACCAAAACCUCGCGACAAUGGCGACGAGCGCCCAAUAGCGCAGCUGGUCUGGUGACCGAGGGAGGCGGCAGACACUCGAACAAAGAUAAGGGUAUUCAAUAUGUUGGAGCAUUGUGUAGACGAUGCGCGGAGUUGUGGCGACGCUACGCUAUCCAGUGGGAAGAUAUAGAGGACCUUGCCAAGAAGGUUGCUGCUGCAGGAGGCCGUUCGUGGAGGCGAAGGGUCGACGAGGAAUUGCUCAAGGAGCUUAGAGCUGCUGAAGAAAUGAUGAGCAUGACUGUUUAUAAUUUGCCGAAUGGGGUGGCUCCGGCGACGCCAGCUACUGCGACAACGCCUGCUGUACAACCCAGUACGAGCGAGGCACCACCACCACGCAAGAAGCUUAAGACCAUCGCCGAUAAAGAGGCGGAGGCUAAUGGAGUGGAUUCCAAUAGCACGCAUGUUACUCAUCAACACCAACAGAAGAAGAAGGAGAAGGUAGUCGAGAAGGCAGCGCCACCGCCCGCACCGGAACUACCUAAGCCUCGCACACUGCCCUGUGCAAUAUGCCACCAGAUGGCCCCCACGGGAGAUGCGGCUCAUCUUUCUUGCAAAGAAUGCCGACUUACCGUUCACCGGAAGUGUUACGGUGUCAUAGACUGCCGACUUCCCGGCAAAUGGACUUGCGAUAUGUGUCUCAACGAUAGAAAUCCUCAAGUAUCGAUCGAUUACAAAUGUGUCUUGUGCCCAGUGGAAUUUACGGAGCACGACUUUGUAGAACCACCGAAGAAUUCGCACAAGAAAAAGACCGAGAAGGAGAAGGAAAAAGAACGGCUUGACCGUGAGCUCGCUCAGAAGGCUGCAGAGUAUUAUCGCAAGAAGCAGGAAGAUAUGAAUCGGCCUGUUAAUCCCAGGGAGCCUUUGAAGAGAACAGCGGAUAAUAAUUGGGUUCAUGUUACUUGUUCCGUAUGGAUGCCGGAGAUAAAAUUCGGCAACGCUUUAGCCCUUGGUCCCUCCGAAGGCAUUCCGUCCAUACCGCGCAGCAAAUAUGACGAGGUCUGCAAGGCGUGUAAGAAAAAAGGCGGUGCUUGUGUGACGUGUCAUCACUGCCGCGCCCCUGUUCACGUGGAAUGCGCUCAUCAAAAUGGGUAUUUACUUGGUUUCGAGAUCACACCGGUGAAAGGUUCCCGGCGAGACCAACACAACAUUGUGACUAUUGGAGGGGAGACAGGGAUCAUGUCGGCUGCUGUGUGGUGCAAGGAACACAUUCCUCAGAAAAGCGUAGUCCAUCGGAUGCAGGACACUGUACCUCAGCCCGAUGGUCAGAGCAAGGAUCUGGCCGCUGUCAACGCCCUGCAGCUUUACGUGCAUAACUACAAGCAGGCAGAUCUUACUCUUACAGGCAACGUCCGCAAGGCGAAUCUCGCUAAUCUUGCCACAAAACCGCCAUCCGUUAUAACGCAGACAAACCUGAACCGAAGACAGUCGACCACAACCGUUACCAAUUCGGCACCAUCGGCCCAGAGGGCUUCUCCGAUUGAUAGUACCGACGUAUCUUCAAUUGCCUCUCAAUCCGGUGAUAAAGUCUGCCUUACCUGUGGUAUUGACGUCAGUCCGAAGUGGUGGUCUAUCGACAAGACUCAACAAAAGAUUCUGACAAAUGGGCAUCAUGGAACUCUUAGUCGCGAGGCCAUGAGAUUUGUUGCACAGAGGAGUGUCCAGUGCCAUAAGUGCCACAGGGAGGACCGAAAACUGACUCCGCAUGUUCCUCCGAAAGUGGAUGCACCGUCCAUUGAACCUCCAAGGCCGGCGGCACCUUCGGUUCCUAAUAAUGUAGCAAAUAACCCACCGAAUGUAUCGAAUUCUGUGAACAGGAUCGCCGAUCUCGGAAAUUCAUGGGGACCCCGUGCUCCCCCGGUGCAGACAACAACACCUACAGUUGUAUCGGCGAUCCCUGCGGCACCGUUACAUCCUCCAUCAGCAAGCAUUCCUCAACCAUUACCUUUAACAUCUCCUCAUGCUAGCACGAGCCCAAUGGCAGCUCCAGGUGGCCAACCCGUCCCGCCUCACCAUUACCCACCCCCUGGUACACCUUAUGGGGAUUGGCAUCGCAGCCCGACCCAGCACCCCCCAGCUCUUCAUCAGAUAAAUGGCAGUUCGGCUGGCCCUAGUCCGAUACACCACAACCAUCUCCGCGAUCUCCGACCGCCGCCUAUAGCACCUAUGUCACAUCAUCAGGGACCGGCGAUUCAGCACGGACUCGGACAACCCAUGCUUAAUGGUAUUCCACCGUCUCCACCCCGACGAGGUCCGGCGACGGUUCAGAAUGGGUCUUAUAAUAUGCCGCCAUACCAUGCGGGACAUAAUUCAAUUCACGGCCUUCCUAAUGGUAGCCCGCCGCCACCUCGAGCUUCGGAGCAUUCAUUCUCCCAAGGCUUACUUGGUUCACGUUCUUCUCCUUUCAUGAACGCGCACGGAAGCCCACCAUCUCGAGAUGGAAUUUCUAUGAGCCGCGAACCGAGUCUGAACAGCAAUCCGCCUGCACGACCGAAUGACGGUCGACCUGCAAGCGGGGCGAGUGCUAAUGCAUCGCUACGCAAUCUUCUGUCGUAGAUGUUAGGGAAUGGGGAGGCCAGGGGUUCUGGGGCAGUGAUUUAUUCGCAUAGCAAUUUGUUUUUCCAAGUUCGGCGUUACUAGGGCUGGGCUGUUGUAUAAGUAAAGGGCAUGGAAAUACCAAAGGCGUCACCACGGUCAUAGAUGGCGGU